Molecule: messenger RNA, 3926 nt
Organism: Drosophila guanche
Lineage: Eukaryota; Metazoa; Arthropoda; Insecta; Diptera; Drosophilidae
Gene: Cka
Product: striatin-3
Exons: 6
Coding region: 440-2680 (746 amino acids)
Molecular function (GO): protein binding
Source: RefSeq, a predicted model, not a curated record
UGAGGGUCAGACGAUAAAUCCGGUCACACUGCAGACAAGAAUUACGCGUGAAAACAGAAAACACCAAUGAAAAUCAAGCGAAAAAUUUCAAUUUUUCAGCCAAACGGUGCAUUAAAGUGCAAAGACCAACACCAGUAAAAAGGCUAAGCAACAUCAGAGCAGCAGCAGCAGCAGCAGCUAAAUACAAAAAAAAUAUAUACAAAAUUGUAGCUACAAAAAUAAUUUCAACAAUUUCAAUUUCAAUAAAAAAGCAAUAAAACGUCAACGAAGAAAUUGAGAGCAAACCCCACCAGUGGUGAGAGAGAGAGAGAGAGAGAGAGAGAGCGGAAAACGGCGCGAACAGCUGGCAAGCGAAGAAGAAGAAAACGACGAGCAGCAGCCAGAGAGAACCAGGAGGAAUCAACCAGGAAGCGACUCCAACACAGUGUUAGGUCAACAAAUGGGAACCAAUUCGGGAGCCACCGCUGGCAUCAACAAUAAGCCGGUUGGCGGUGCGGGUGCCGGCGUUCUCGGCGGCGUUGGUGCAAAUUCAUCAAUUGGCGGCGUCCUCUCCAACAGCUUGGGUGGCGGUGGCGGAGGUCUGAGCAUCAGUGGCCUCAACUCUGGUGGACAGAACGCGAAUGUUGGCGGCUUGGUCACCGGCAUGGGCAGUGGCAACAACAUGAACGACGAUGGCGGCAACGGCAUGUCAGGCGGCGGUGGACCAAAUAAUCAGCAGGCCACCACGCCCCAAUACACAAUACCAGGCAUCUUGCAUUUCAUACAGCACGAGUGGUCGCGCUUCGAGCUGGAGCGCUCACAGUGGGAUGUGGACAGGGCCGAACUGCAGGCACGAAUUGCAAUGCUUUUGGGAGAGCGCAAAUGUUUGGAAAGUCUCAAAUCGGAUCUGACGAGGCGCAUCAAGAUGCUGGAGUAUGCCCUGCGCCAGGAGCGGGCCAAAUUCUAUCGAUUAAAGUACGGCACCGAUCCGCCGCAACUGAACGAGUUUAAGCCGACAAAUGAGGAUUCUGGGCUGACCGGCGACGUGGCCACCGAUUCCGAAGUACCCUACAGCUCUGUGUCGAACACCACGUGGCGGCAGGGUCGGCAAAUGUUGCGCCAAUAUUUGGCAGAGAUUGGCUACACAGACAACAUCAUCGAUGUGCGCUCGAACAGAGUACGCUCGAUCCUGGGGCUGAACAACAAUGCGGAGCAUGAUGGCAGUAGCGGCGGUCUUGGCACCGGCGGCGAGAAUCUUAGUCCGAACAUCAAUGGCAACGAGAGCAACAAGCGGGCCUCGGACACGGAAGGCCGUCAUACUCCCGCUAAAAAACAAGUUCAACAAGCGUCAGAUGGCAUCAUCAUUGACACCGAGGCGGCGGUAAUGGCGAACUUUGAGUUCCUUGGCCCCACAGAGAUGUCCGACGAUGAUGAGAUAUCCGAUGAUCUGGAAAUGGUGGCCACCGACAGCGAUGACACGGACGUAAAGCUGGCCAAGCGGGCCAAAUCUGGCAAGGAUAUGCUGACUGAAGAUCUUGAGACCGAGGUGGGAGAGCAGCUCUUGAACGAUAUGAAUCUUAUAAACGAAGAAGUUGACGGCUCAUUGGGACUGGGUGAGUUGGCCCAACUGACGGUGAAUAAUGAAUCGGAUGGAGCGUACGAUUCGAAUGCCAAGGAUGGCACUGGCGGCAGUGCCGGCGGUGCUGGUUACCGCAAGACCUGGAAUGCCAAGUAUACGCUACGCUCCCAUUUUGAUGGUGUUCGUUCGCUCAUUUUCCAUCCGGAGGAGCCAGUGCUGAUCACCGCCUCCGAGGAUCACACGCUCAAGCUGUGGAACCUACAGAAGACGGUGCAAGCCAAAAAGUCAGCUAGUCUCGAUGUGGAGCCAUUGUAUACGUUCCGCGCCCAUACGGGUCCUGUCCUUUGCCUGGGCAUGUCAACCAGCGGCGAGACAUGCUAUUCGGGCGGCCUCGAUGGCAACAUCGAGUGCUGGCAGCUGCCAUCGCCCAAUAUCGAUCCCUACGACUGCUACGAUCCGAAUGUGCAUUCGGGCACCCUCGAGGGUCACACGGACGCCGUCUGGGGGCUAACGACAAUGCAGAAUAAUAUUGUAUCGUGCUCGGCCGAUGGCACAGUCAAGUUGUGGUCACCCUUCAACAAGGAUCCAAUGCUUCGUACCUACACGGCUGCCGAGUCGGAGGGUGUACCCUCGUCCGUGGACUUUGUACGAAAUGAGGUGGAUCACAUUGUGGUGGCUUACAACAGUGCGCAUUGCAUCAUCUACGACACGGAGACGGGCAAGCAGGUGAUCAAGCUGGAGGCGGCACAGGAGAUGUCGGGCAAUACGGGGAAAUUCAUUAACAAGGUGGUCUCCCAUCCCACACUGCCCAUCACAAUUACGGCGCACGAGGAUCGUCACAUUCGCUUCUGGGACAACACAUCCGGCACUCUGGUGCAUUCAAUGGUGGCGCAUCUGGAGCCGGUCACAUCGCUGGCCGUGGAUGCACAUGGUCUGUACUUGUUGUCCGGCUCGCAUGAUUGCUCGAUACGGCUGUGGAAUCUGGACAAUAAGACGUGCGUGCAGGAGAUAACGGCGCAUCGCAAAAAGUUUGAUGAGAGUAUAUUCGAUGUGGCAUUCCAUGCCACCAAGCCGUAUAUAGCCAGUGCCGGGGCCGAUGGACUGGCCAAGGUGUUUGUCUAAGAGACCCCACCCCAGAGCCCGUGCACGUGCCCGCCCCCAUAGAAUGCAGAAUCCAGAAUCCACAGCCAGAAAGCAGCUCCACAAGCAAAGCGAUUACGAGUUCGAGUUAAAUAAUUAUACAUACACAUUAUAUAUAUAUAUAUACCUUAUACAUUUAAAUCUAAUUAUAUCACACGAAAAGAACAACAAAUUAUGCAUUAUAUACAUUAACUAACAAAAACGAAAAAUUGCUAUUAAUAACAACAACACAAAAUAACGGAAAAAACAAAAUUCAAUAAAUUAAAUGGCAUUUCAGAAAGUAGAAAAAGAGCAAAGCAAAAGUCAAGUAAGACCAUGAAAUUGUGUGUAAUCUAGGAAAGUAAUACUAAUUCUAAAGCAAUGCAAACAAAUUGGCAUAGAUAUAAUCCUCCUCCCCCCCCAUAGACACUAAAUAUUGUGUAUUUGUUAAUAACACACACAGACAACAAAUGAUGCAUUAUAGAUAAUAGUUGUAUGUAAAUGCCAAAAAGGAACUUGAUCUUGUUUGAGGUAAAAACUCUUCAAUAUUGAUUUCCUUUUUUAGGGUUUUAGUUUUAGUUGUAUAAUUGGUGGGCACUUGCACAGCGAUUGUUUGAGAGCUGUGAAUUGAGAGAGAGAAGCCUGCCCACUUAAACUUUCUGUACAUUUACUUAUUUGAUAGUGGAUUGAUUGAGAUGGCUGAGCAUUUCUUACAUAUAUAGAGGCACGCACGCUCGCUGUGCAAGUGCCGCCGCCCUGUAACACUCACACCUGUAGAGUGGACAAAACAAAACGCAAAAACAUGUAGACGAUCAAAUUUUUUUAGUAUUAAAAUAAUCAUAUUGCAUUAUGAACCACCCCUCCCCCAAACCAUAUAACACCCGUAAUACCUUAGCGAAAGAGCGAAAGAAAUUUGUAAAUGAACAUUAAUUAGAGGGACAACCGAGAGAUGUGGGAUAAGUCUAGGCGGAUAUUUAUUUCAAAAGCCACGCAAAAAAAAAGCAAAAAACAAUACAAAACUUUAUUAAUUACUAAGUGCGAAGAAAAACAAAAAAAACAAAAACUGCUUAUAUAUAUUCUAUAUGAUUUCCGUUUGUCAUUAAACGAUGGUAUGCAAUGUGCUUGAUUGAAUAUGGGGAAAAAUAUGAUGAUGAUAUAUAAAUGAUAAUUGCAGGCAAGCUAUAAACUGUGUACGCUAAGCUAUUUAUUUAAUUUAUGCCUAGUAUUAAAGUAAAACAAACAAAAGAAA